Messenger RNA from Rotaria sordida, 1320 nucleotides. The record is from the annotation of a GenBank genome assembly. NCBI's taxonomy places the organism in Eukaryota, Metazoa, Rotifera, Eurotatoria, Philodinida, Philodinidae.
AUGAUAAAUUUUUAUUUGUCAAGCACGGCUUUAUCAAGUUCAUUAAUUAAUUGUUUAUAUCUAUUUUAUCUUAUUCAAACUUUUCGUUCUAAAGUUCUUUCAGAAAUCAAUUGUCGAGCAAUCUAUUAUUUACACACAUCGUGUAUAGUUAUACUCGCUUACACGAUAGUUGCAAUUCAUGCAAAUUUUAUUUUAUGUUUAUUUCCAUCGUCAUCAUCCGAUCAAAAUCAUUCAACUCGUACAUGUUUAAAAACAUGUGGUAUUUGUUUACGAAAAUUUCUACGGCGAUUUAGUUUUUGUUUUGUUAUAUGUGUAUGGUCAUUUUCAUUUACAUCUACAAUACCAUUGCUUUAUUCAAUUGAUUCAAAUGAAAAAUUACCUAAAGCAGUUUAUUGUCCUGGUACAACACAAAUAAAUUAUCUUGAAGAAUGGUUUGAUCGUAAUCGUGUUAUACAAACUAUUUUAUUUAAUUUAAUACCAUUAUUAAUAAGUUUAUUAUUAUCAUUAAUUGGUUUAUUGAAAUUAUUAUAUGAUUGUUCUACUUAUUUAUAUUUACGUUUAAAAAUGUCGAAUUGUUCGUCAUGUCUAAAAAAAUCUUCUUCUUCUUAUCAACAACGACAUCAAGCAGUAUAUAAUUCAAUGCCAUUGUUAUCAUCACUUCAUGUUAUAGAUGGUAAUAAUAUACAAUCUGGUAUUAAUUUAGUACAAAUCAUAGAAACAACAACAGCAACAACAACACCAACUAAUGAAGUAAUUGUAUCAUCAGAUUUAGCAAUACAAUCCUGUGGACAUUGGUUAUCAAAAUCAUUUCUUCGAUUUUUACUUGUAUUAUCAUCAUGUUUAUUAGCAUGUAUUUAUCCAAUCGCUAUGCGUUUUUAUCUUAUCUAUUUUUCUGUACUUGUUCCCUUGAUAUUUGCUGUAUUGAAUUAUUCUUUGGGACAUUUUACAUUAACACAACAACAACAACAACAACAACAACAACAAACAAUUGUUGAAAAUCAUACUAUAUCCGGAACAAUUCCAUCACCAACAAGAUCUACUGAUACACAAAAUUUCGUUAAUAUGAAUAUUAGUAAAGAAUUUCAAAAAAGAACAUCUAUAAAACGUGAAAUAGAUAAUACUUCAAAUGAACAAUUUGAAUUACAAUCACCAGUAAUAAAAGAUUUAUUAAAUGAACGAGAUGAAUCAUUUCUUACAAUAUCAAAUUCAUCAACAACAUUAUCAACUGAUCAUCGAUCAAUAAUAGGAGAUAAACAAAAAUAUUUUUCUAAUCGUUUAUAUGAAAAUACUCGAAAUAUGUUUCUAAAAGAAAAUAAUUAA